AUGACGACAGCUUGGAACUUUGGAAUUAAUGUGGUAUUCAUCGUGGCAAUAGUGUCAGAAGUGUCGAGUCUGAAGUGCUUGCAGUGCCAUUCGCUGCACCAGUCUCUGUGCGAGGAGGGCCACAUGGCUCCCAAUGAAUGUCGUGAGGAUAUCAACUCCACACACUGCGUCAAAAUGGAAGCCAAACUGCACAUGGGAAAGUUUGUGAUGAGAUACUGCAGCAAAAACGAAACCCAGGUACAACAGUGUGGUCCUAAUACCAUUAACAAUGAACACGUCCGUGUGUGCAAGUAUUCCUGCCAAACAGACGGCUGUAACUCCGCCUUGGGACUUCACCAAAACUUUAAUCUCUUCGUCAUGCCUUUUACAGUUAAUAUACCAGUCUUUGUUCUCUUAUAUUGUAUUUUGUAAAAUAAUUUUUAAAUUUUUUUAAAAUUAAAGAAAGAAAGAAAGAAAA
Molecule: messenger RNA, 457 nt
Organism: Gigantopelta aegis
Lineage: Eukaryota; Metazoa; Mollusca; Gastropoda; Neomphalida; Peltospiridae
Product: U-scoloptoxin(05)-Sm1a-like
Exons: 3
Coding region: 1-411 (136 amino acids)
Biological process (GO): positive regulation of voltage-gated potassium channel activity; sleep; regulation of synaptic transmission, cholinergic
Source: RefSeq, a predicted model, not a curated record